GCUGUGUGUUUGAGGUGUGUGUUUGAUGGUGCUGGAUAGCUGGGGUGUUGGUGCCAUGUAUCGGCGUUCGCCCUGUCACAGAAGCAGGGUCCACUUUGACUUCAGCGAGGAAGUCAUCAAGAGACUCCAUACUUCCAGCCACACUCACAGCUUUGAUGUGGAGAAUGGCCCAUCAGCCAGCUGCAGUCCAUUGGACCCUUCAGCGUCUCCCGGGUCUGGCCUGGUCCUACACACCAACUUCCCUGGACACAACCAGCGCAGAGAGUCCUUCCUCUACCGCUCGGACAGUGACUACGAACUCUCGCCUAAGUCCAUGUCCCGAAACUCCUCCAUCGCAUCUGAACUGUAA
This is a messenger RNA of Salvelinus namaycush (lake trout), 349 nucleotides long. Its product is annotated as cAMP-specific 3',5'-cyclic phosphodiesterase 4B-like. The record is from RefSeq and is a predicted model, not a curated record. Bases 26 to 349 code for a protein of 107 amino acids. The transcript has 2 exons. NCBI's taxonomy places the organism in Eukaryota, Metazoa, Chordata, Actinopteri, Salmoniformes, Salmonidae.